This is a messenger RNA of Caretta caretta (loggerhead turtle), 2106 nucleotides long. RefSeq names its product phospholipase A2 inhibitor and Ly6/PLAUR domain-containing protein. Lineage: Eukaryota; Metazoa; Chordata; Testudines; Cheloniidae. The record is from RefSeq and is a predicted model, not a curated record.
UCUCUCCCCGGCUCAGGGAGGGGAGGGAGGAGGAAGAAGGAGUCACUUGCGACAAAGAGCCACAUUGUGCCUCAAUAAACUGACCUUCCCUGAGACUCAGGCUAUUUUUAGGCUGCUCUUUCCUGCGGGGGAAGGGGGAGCAGUUCGCACACAUCUGCUGGCCGAAUUACAACCGGCCCCACAUCACCUUCCCUGCCCCACUGAGCCACUCAACCAGUGCCCCCUAGCACCGGCCCUGAAGGCCAGGGGACAGCCCCCCACUCCACUCCCUGCAGCACAGCGCCCCUGAGGGGACUGAAAUCAAGGCCCCGAUCCUGCUCUGAUUCCUGCUAGACCAGUCUGCCCAGAUGCCUGGCAUCACCUGGGGUGCCUCAGGGGAGCAGCCGUGCCCUUCUCGCCUGGCACCACGGGACGCUGCUGCGGGUUUGAUGUUGCGUGGGGGGGGUUAGGGACAGCGAGUCCCAGCAGCAGCCUCCUGCCUCUGGGUGCUCAGCCACGUGCUGCGAACUUUCCCCUAGCAGUGUCGCCUGCCUCUCAGGCCUGUGGCGGUUGGGUACAUUCCUGUGGUGGGGCCAGGGGAUUGAAUUGCACUGAGGGGGGGAACAGGUAGAGCUGGGCCCUGGGAGUUUUCCAACCAAGCCCAGCCCAGCCCGGGGCCGCCCCUGGGUCUGCCGGCCCAGCCCAGCCCUAUAACAGCCCCUGGAGGCACCGCUGGCCCCACAGCCGGCCCAAGCCUGCGAGACAGCAUGGGCGAGCUGCUGAGCCUGUGCAUGCUGGCUGCACUGCUGGGCCCAGGGGGCGCCAUCUCCUGCUAUAACUGCACCAGCUCGGAGGGCUACAACUGCACCAUGGACCAGGCCACCUGCCCGGGCACCGUCAACAGCUGCAUCACCAUCGCCUGCGUCGAGGAGCACGGGGACGAGGACAAGGAGAAGCCCAUGUAUGAGAAGAAAUGCAACUUGGACGACCGGCUUUGCAACCAGUUCUACGGACUGACGGCUGGCGCUUACCGUCUGCGCUGGAACUCAACGUGCUGCCGGGCGGACCGCUGCAACCUGCCCGAGAUCACCCUGCAGCCCAGCUCUGGGGUGCCCAACGGGCUGCAGUGCCCCUCAUGCUUUGCCCGCGGCUCGGACGUCUGCGUGCCCAGCGAGGUGCUGAACUGCACAGGCCUGCAGACCCAGUGCAUCCAAUUCGCCGCCACCGCCGGCCCAGGGUUCGAGGGUCUCCGGGUGGCCUUCAUGGGCUGUGCCACCCACAGCCUGUGUGUCGUGGGCGCCGUGGCCCUGUUCGCCCCCCAGCGCCAGGCCGUGCUCAAGACCAACAUGUGCAGCGCGGGUGGGGCGGCCCGGGGGGGGCUGCCCCUCCUUGGCCUCGGGGGGCUGCUCCUCUGGGCGCUGCGCCCCUGAUCGCAUCGUCCCCCCUCUGCAGUGCCCCCCUUUGGCAGGGAGCCGCCCCCCCCCCCCAAUUGACCUCCCCCCUGCAUAGGUCUGGGAAGUAGUCUCUUUCCCGGCUGUUGCUCCCGGUCAUCCUCCCCCCAGCCUGGCACUGCCCCUCAUCACACCCCCAAAGCUGGGCGCUGCCCCCUUAAAUGCCACCUGUGGAUGGUGCCGUGCCCUUCCUCACCCGCCCCAGCGCUCCCCCCCCCAUCAUCCCUCCCCUGACACGGUACUUCCCACGGCCCAAUUCCGUGUCCUCUUCCCUGGGUUGGAUCGGGGCUGGCGCCCCUUAGCGAGGACAGGCCCAGUCCCCACCCCCCAAGCCAGCCAGUCCCUGUCCUCGGGCCAGAUGGGAGCCAGCGCCCCCUAGAGGGGACAGGCCCCGCACCCCAUUUCCCGCUCCUCUGAGCCAGCCGAUCCUGCCGUGGGGCCGGAUGGAGCCAGCACCCCCUAGAGGGGACAGGCCCCGCACCCCAUUUCCCGCCCCCCUGAGCCAGCCGAUCCUGCCCUGGGGCCGGAUGGAGCCUGCGCCCCCUAGAGGGGACAGGUCCCGCGCCCCAUUCCCCGCCCCCCUGAGCCAGCCGAUCCUGCCGUGGGGCCGGAUGGAGCCAGCGCCCCCUAGAGGGGACAGGCCCCGCGCCCCAUUUCCCGCCCCCCUGAGCCAGCC